This is a messenger RNA of Mandrillus leucophaeus (drill), 4600 nucleotides long. It is a transcript of the gene PNPLA8, whose product is annotated as patatin-like phospholipase domain containing 8. The transcript is spliced from 12 exons. The record is from RefSeq and is a predicted model, not a curated record. Lineage: Eukaryota; Metazoa; Chordata; Mammalia; Primates; Cercopithecidae. Gene Ontology annotation, biological process: arachidonate metabolic process. Bases 1487 to 3835 code for a protein of 782 amino acids. Gene Ontology annotation, cellular component: membrane.
CAACAAAACUAUCAGUGUAACGUCCACUACAUUUGACAGGUCAAAGAACUCCCUUCCUUAAGGACUUUACAAUAACCUUACAGGAGGCUAAAGCAUACAUAUCCGUGGGUAGUGGGUAAGCCUUGAGAGCACAGUGUAAGUCUUGAUAACAUUUUGAGGUAGAGAACUAGUAGACACUGAUCUGUUUUCCGGACCUCAAUGUAAUUGCAAGGGCACUUCAAGAGGGUAAGGGGCUAUUGCAACUACCCAAAUUCGCUAUUGUAGCAUAAAAGCUUUAAUUGACAGCACGUAUAGGAAUGAAAGACUGUGUUCGAAUGAAACUGUAAAAAGCAGACACAAAUAUGAAUGUCAUAUAAUUGUCAUGUGUCGCAAAACAUUUUUUUUUUUAACCUUUGAAAAAUGUGAAACCCAUUUUUAGCUCCCAGCUAUAUACAGCAGAACCUGCGAUGGGCCGGAUUUGCCUUGAGGGUUGUAGUUUGCCCCUGUGGUACGCAUGAAAUGCCAGAAUUUUAAAAAGAUGUGUUAAGUGUGGGACCAUUUGUGGGGCGGUUUAUGCUAACUUCCAAUACUGUAAUAUAUGUCAAAUCGCUUUUGAGUGCCAUUUAGUCUGGGUGGCCAUGCCCAGGAAUGGAUACAGAGAAAGGGGCGCGGCGGUGCCGCGCACCACCCUCUAGGAAACUGGUAUCGCAGCCCGCAGCUCCUAGGAACUGAGACAGCUUGGGCAGGGGCUUCAGGGACGCGGAGAGGGAGGCUUAUCUCUGCCUAAAGAGGAUAGCGGCCCCCAAACAAGCAAGCCAGGAUACUGCUCCGAGGUCCAGCCCACGAAGGCAAAACGAACUCCCACCGCUCACACACCCGGGAAACACAAUAGGAGCACAGCACGCCCCACCGGCAAGCCACGCCUCGCGCAGCACGCACGCACGCACGCAUACACGUCUGUCGCUGCUUCCCGCCUUGCGCUCCGUCAUGCUCUAUUGCGCAUACCUCGGGGAGGGGGAAGAACGGAGAUUGACAGGGACGCAGAGGCCUGAGCGAGGCGGAAAAACCUCACCCGGGCUAGCGGGUAGACCCAAACGGCUAGUGCGUCACUUCCGCUGGGGGCGGGGCGGGGCUGAGUAGGUGGUGACCCAGCUGCUGCGCCAGUGUUUGUGUUGGAAGCUCAGCUGAUGCAGGCCGGUAGGAGUGGACGUCAAUGCCGGGAACGAGCGAGUCGCCGCUGCAGCCCUUGUGACUGCGGCCUGCAUCCCGAUUGUCUUCUCCUCCAAGGUCUACAUGAUUACCUGAGGUUUAAUAAUUUUGCCUUUCUAGAGUGUUAUAUAGCUGGAAUCAUACUAUGGUCUGAAUGUUUGUGCCUCUCAAAAUUCAUGUGGAAAUCAUAACCGCUAAGGUGAUGGUAUUAAGAGGUAAGACCAUGAAUUAUGGCAUUUCUUAAAUGAAGCACUCAAGAAGUGAGAGAAUGUCAUAGAAAAUAAAUGAUUUUUAAGUUAUGUCUAUUAAUCUGACUGUAGAUAUAUAUAUUUACCUCCUUAGUAAUGCAAGAAGUGUUUGUGGGAAGCCGAGAAGCAAGCAACUGCAUUUCUUGUUCUCACCUAAGCAUUGCUGGAGGAUAAGCCACAUCAGUCUACAAAGAGGUUUUCAUACAAACAUAAUAAGAUGUAAAUGGACCAAAAGCGAAGCACAUUCUUGCAGUAAGCACUGUUACUCUCCAAGCAACCAUGGUUUACAUAUUGGAAUUUUGAAACUUAGCACUUCUGCUCCCAAGGGACUUACAAAAGUGAACAUUUGUGUGUCCCGUAUUAAAAGUACUUUGAACUCUGUUUCAAAGGCUAUUUUUGGCAAUCGAAAUGAAAUGAUUUCACGUUUAGCUCAAUUUAAGCCAAGUUCCCAAAUAUUAAGAAAAGUAUCAGAUAGUGGCUGGUUAAAACAGAAAAACAUUAAACAAGCCAUCAAAUCUCUGAAAAAAUAUAGUGACAAAUCAGCAGAAAAGAGUCCUUUUCCAGAAGAGAAAAGUCACAUUAUAGACAAAGAAGAAAAUAGAGGUAAACGCAGUCUUUUUCAUUACACAAAUAUUAUAACCACAAAAUUUGGAGAGUCAUUCUACUUUUUAUCAAAUCAUAUUAAUUCAUACUUCAAACGUAAGGAAAAAAUGUCUCAAGAAAAGGAAAAUGAACAUUUCCAGGACAAAUCAAAACUUGAAGAUAAAGAGGUGGAAGAGGGGAAAUUAAGUUCUCCAGAUCCUGGCAUCCUGGCUUACAAGCCAGGCUCAGAAUCUUUAGAUACUGUGGACAAGCCUACAAGUCCUUCUGCAAUACCUGAUGUUCUUCCAAUUUCAACUAAACAAAGUAUUGCUAACUUACUUUCUCGUCCCACUGAAGGUGUACAAGCUUUAGUAGGUGGUUAUAUUGGCGGACUUGUCCCCAAAUUAAAGUAUGAUUCUAAGAGUCAGUCAGAAGAACAGGAAGAGCCUGCUAAAACUGAUCAGGCUGUGAGCAGAGACAGAAAUGCAGAGGAGAAAAAGCGUUUAUCUCUUCAGCGAGAAAAGAUUAUCGCAAGGGUGAGUAUUGAUAACAGGACCCGGGCAUUAGUUCAGGCAUUAAGAAGAACAACUGACCCAAAACUCUGCAUUACUAGGGUUGAAGAACUGACUUUUCAUCUUCUAGAAUUUCCUGAAGGAAAAGGAGUGGCUGUCAAGGAAAGAAUUAUUCCAUAUUUAUUACGACUGAGACAAACUAAGGAUGAAACUCUUCAGGCUGCAGUUAGAGAAAUUUUGGCCCUAAUUGGCUACGUGGAUCCAGUGAAAGGGAGAGGAAUCCGAAUUCUCUCAAUUGAUGGUGGAGGAACAAGGGGCGUGGUUGCUCUCCAGACCCUACGAAAAUUAGUUGAACUUACUCAGAAGCCAGUUCAUCAGCUCUUUGAUUACAUUUGUGGUGUAAGCACAGGUGCCAUAUUAGCUUUCAUGUUGGGGUUGUUUCAUAUGCCCUUGGAUGAAUGUGAGGAACUUUAUCGAAAAUUAGGAUCAGAUGUAUUUUCACAAAAUGUCAUUGUUGGAACAGUCAAAAUGAGUUGGAGCCAUGCAUUUUAUGACAGUCAAGCAUGGGAAAACAUUCUUAGGGAUAGAAUGGGAUCUGCACUGAUGAUUGAAACAGCAAGAAACCCCACAUGUCCCAAGGUAGCUGCUGUAAGUACCAUAGUAAAUAGAGGGAUAACACCCAAAGCUUUUGUGUUCAGAAACUAUGGUCAUUUUCCUGGAAACAACUCUCAUUAUUUGGGAGGCUGUCAGUAUAAAAUGUGGCAGGCCAUUAGAGCCUCAUCUGCUGCUCCAGGCUACUUUGCAGAAUAUGCAUUGGGAAAUGAUCUUCAUCAAGAUGGAGGUUUGCUUCUGAAUAACCCUUCGGCUUUAGCUAUGCAUGAGUGUAAAUGUCUUUGGCCAGAUGUCCCGUUAGAGUGCAUAGUAUCCCUGGGCACCGGACGUUAUGAGAGUGAUGUGAGAAACACGGUAACACACACAAGCCUGAAAACCAAACUUUCUAAUGUUAUCAACAGUGCUACAGAUACAGAAGAAGUCCAUAUAAUGCUUGAUGGCCUGUUACCUCCUGACACCUAUUUUAGAUUCAAUCCUGUAAUGUGUGAAAACAUACCUCUAGAUGAAAGUCGAAAUGAAAAGCUGGAUCAGCUGCAGUUGGAAGGGUUGAAAUACAUAGAGAGAAAUGAACAAAAAAUGAAAAAAGUUGCAAAAAUAUUAAGUCAAGAAAAAACAACUCUGCAGAAAAUUAAUGAUUGGAUAAAAUUAAAAACUGAUAUGUAUGAAGGCCUUCCAUUCUUUUCAAAAUUGUGAUGAGUAUAUGCAUAUGGUCUCAUAAAUGAAGCCCUGUUCAGAAGAUCCACCACAUUCAGUAAGGAAUUGUGGGAUUCGACAUGAGUUAACUUUGAAAUACUUAUGAAUUCUGGAGAAUCCUGAAAAAGAUGGUGCUUCGACCAGCUUGCACAGUACAGAGAAUAUUCUUGAUUACAGAAUUCAUAUGGGAACUAGACUUUUAAGAUGUUAAUAAUUAACUAAGCUUUUGUAACCUUACUGUGCUAGUUGGUUUUAGUAGAUGUUGGUGUUAUAUUGUUUGAUGUUUGAAAAUUUAUUAAUAUAUGUGCCGAACAAGAAACUGAAAGCUAUAUUGUACUUUGUGUUUUUACUUUAGUCCUCAUAAUCAUGUUAAAUUUAUGUGAUCAUUGAUUUUAUUUCAUAUGGAAAAGCUAAUUUCUUCUUAAAUUUACGUUACCUAAUCUCACUAGCUAUGUUCUCCAAUCCACACUGCCUUUAUUGUAAUAUCGUCUAAAUAGAUGCAGAAAAUGGAAUUUUCUCUAUUAAAGUAUUUUACAUUUGAAAUAUGAAAGAACCAGAUACAGUUUUCUAUUCAAAUAUGUUUAUUUUAACAUUGGUUAAAAAAGGUGAAGUUCCAGUCAACCACUUUUUAAUCCCUAAAAUUUCAAGAUAAUGCUGUAUUAACUUUUCCAGAUCUAACACUAGCUUAUUCUUCCCUGUUAUAAAAUGGUUUGAACUUACUGAGAAAAUAUUCCUAUCAUUAACAAAAAUAAACUAUUUAAAUAA